AUGGUUUCGAUGGAUCGACAUGAAUGUCAUAACCUCUGCAUAAUCCUACAAAGAUAUUCCUCAUUCCUUUCAGCAGUCGUCAGUGCUAUCGAUUUCAGUACUGAAAACAAGUUGACUCUUCCGAUCAUCUUGAUUCAACAAGGAAUUUAUGCAGGUACAGAUAAUAAGAAUAUCAGAAUCAAUGAUAUGACAAUUCAAUUUGUUACACCAAUUAUAAUUGAUUGUGAAGGUAUUGGUCAAGGUUUAAUUAUUGAAAACAGUAAUGUAAUGAUUAGCGGAAUUACAUUUGCCAAUUGUAGCAAGUCCCAAGGCAGUACUAUCCAUGCUUUAAACUCGGUAGUUACAUUGGAAAACUGUACCAUUACCAAAUCAAGAACGGACAACUCCAACGUCCUCUUCUCGUCUUCAAAGUUAUUCGUGUCAAAAACCAACUUUACAAACAACUAUGCCACCAACUCUGGAGGUGCCAUCGUUGCUGUUAAUUCUAUUGUAGAAAUUGGAAAGGGUGUUGUCUUUUCCAAAAACAACAGAACCUCCUCAAAUGGAAGACUAGUUAGUGAUGACAUUGUUGCCUCUAACAAAUCAACAGUCUAUUUUGUCGAUGCUGGCGGUGUAGAAACAAAAAAUGUUUUUUGUGAUGAAUCAUCUACGGUUGAUGAUAGCAAAGGUCUCUCGCUCUGCCCCAUGAAAAAUGAUCUAUCGUCUGCCUCCCCUUCCUCUCCACCACCAUACUGCGGCGAUAGCUUCUGUGACACUGUAAACGAAAACUACUUCAACUGUCCCCAGGAUUGCCCUUCCAUACAGUUUUCUGGCUUCAUCAAAGAAGAAUGGACCGAUUCAAACCCCUUGAAGGUAUCGUCGCCAAUGCUAUAUCCAAAGACAACUAUAUUGGAUGGAGUCGAAGGCCCAGUCCACGCUACUCUCACCUCUUACUUCCGGUUCUCUCAAAACUCAAAGUUGUAUCUACGUGUAUCAACAUUUAAUCUUGGCUUAAAGAUCCUUUUUGACCGAAGAGAGGUAUCCCAUUUUCAAUUGCAAGAACCAGACAGCAAAACCCAACUUUUUGAAGCUAAUGUCUACCUCGUCCAAGGAAUCCACCAAUUUCAAGCCUUACUCACCUCGUUUACCAAAAAAACGCAAGGAUCAAGAAACAUAACCCUCGAGUAUCGUACCUCGCUCUCCCAACCAUACGUACCAUUCAACAUUACCUUCUUUUCACUCAAUUCAUGUGGUGAUGGUAUUGUCUCCCCUGUCAAUGAAGACUGCUCCUAUGACUCUUUCAACGGCUAUGGCAGAAUGGAUUCUGUUACAAAUCUCAAUACCACAUGUGGAAACAAGAUAUGUGACGAGGUUUCUCCCAUCCUUUGUUUAUCCGAUUGCCACGAGUACAUCACUGAAAAGUGUCCACCCUUGACCGUUAGAAAAGGUUCUUUGGUUCCAACUGCCCCCACCUCGACAGAUACUCUUGGAAAGCUUAUUGCUAACCAGCAAGUGUGGCGUCUCCCCGGUUACCAACACUUCUCGUUUGGAUAUGACAUUGUAUUUGGUGAACAAUCAAAAUUCCCAGUAUUCUAUUUUGGUUUCUGUAACGAAAAGGAAUCAAACAUUAUUGAAGAUGUUUAUCGUGAUGCUUUCUAUGAAAUCCCCAAAGAAUUGACCGUUGUACCUCUACCUCUUUGUAGUUUCUCCAUAACCACUGAAGAGUUUAAUAGUACUGAUUCCAUGCAAAAAUCCAAGCGUUCCAAAUCGUCCAUGUCCAUUAGCGCCAAUGCCAAUGCCAAGAUUGGUUCCGUCGGUGUACAGGUCGACGCCUCCUACAAACACGACAAGGCAGUAUCCGAGUCUAGAUCGUUGUCCAAUACCAAACAAGGUUCCACCUACGAAUCAACCGUCCAAUGUUCCUCGUUUUCAGUUGAGAUUAUCGACCCUUCCACAAAUCAGUUCCAUCCCGGCUUCUUGAGCGACCUCUCAACGGGAAACUCCACCGACGACUUUAUCCUCCUCAUUCAAAAGUAUGGCUCCCACUUUUAUCUCUCUGGCAUUUUGGGCGGAACCCUCAAACAAAUCACCAUCCACCAAAAAUCUCAAUCCGAGUCAGAGAGUCAAAAAGAUGUAGAUGAUAUGGUCAGCUAUUCAGUUGGAGUCUCGGUCAGUUCUCCUUCGCUUUCCGCCAGUGCCAGUUUCAGUAGCACAGAGACCAACGAUUCUAAAGAAGGCAGAAAACAAAAAUUUAUGAGCGAAAGCAAAAGAUCCACCAUCAUAACCAAUGGUGGAGCAGCAGGCUCAUUUGCUCCAUCAGCCGACGGUGCCCCCACUACCUUUGGGGACUGGGCAAACAGCGUUGAUAUUCUUCCGGCCAUUGUCAACCCUCAACUCCAACCAAUCAGAUCCAUCAUUCCGGAAGUGUGGGUUACCCCAUCUGGUGAAAAGGUUGUUGAUCUAUGGACCAAAGCCGAAGAAGAAUACUACAAACGAAUGUUAAGUGGCCCAAUCUUUGAUUCAACCUUGUCUACACUCCAAAAGAAAGAACACUUGACUUGGUUCCCGAGAUUGCACUUGGAUGAACGUAGUUAUGAAACUUCUCACAUUGUAUCACAAGAUCGAGCCAAGGGAAUAGAGAUCUCUAGUCUCGACUUGGAAUUCUUUGUCGAGAAAAGACAAAUGGCUGACGACUAUGAAACCGAUUUUGUCAAGAUAGAGCCAAACUUCCCCACCUCUAUCGACCCAGAAGUUCACGAUGUGAGAUUACUCAUGCAGCUCCCAAGUAUUAAUAAUUGGACUAUCGAUCAGUUGAACACGACAUAUUAUCACACCCACAACGAAGAUUCAAUCGACGUAUCAAGAUCCCUUGGAAAUGUCAUUUUCCAAAAAACGUCAAAGACAUUCGAACUUCCAAGCGAAAUUGGGUAUUGGAAUAGACCAACGCCAGGCGCCGUCCCCAAAAACUAUCCAAUCUACCAUCUUCACCAUAUCUCCAAAGGAAAGUUGGUUCGAGAAAUGGCGCCCUCGUUUUUCCUUUUGGUUCCCCCAGACUGUGAUGGUACCCAAAGUACCGUGGAUGUCGUAAAAGUUGGCAUUAGAUACUAUAUUGCAGGAACUGAACAAAAGAGAUUCUAUGAUCGUCAAUCUACUCAUCGAGGAAAAUGGAGACUAUUGGAGAUUUUGGACAAAACAACAGUUUCACAGCUUUUGUUGUCUACAGACACCUACGUUCAUUACACAACUGAUAGUGAUUGGCCCGACUCUGGCACUCCAGACUACACAAUCAGAAGCUUUAUGUGCCAAACAUAUUUAAUCCUUCCAAACAAACAAGGAGAGUAUAUUACCAUUCGUAACCUUUACAACAACAACAAUGGUGGUAAAAAGACCAACGGUGAAGAUUUCAAACCUUUUAUUGAAAGUCCUACUCACUCAAGAUACGUCUGGUGGGAAGAUGGAGAUUUAGAAGUGUCCAGUGAUAGCGAGCAUCUCGAUGAAAACGCUGCCAUAAAUUUAGCCUCAGAGUUCCCUGCUGAAAACUUUAUUCCAGAACAAUUAUUAACUCAAAUAUCAAACAAAUAA
This is a messenger RNA of Cavenderia fasciculata, 3561 nucleotides long. RefSeq lists its product as uncharacterized. The coding region runs from base 1 to 3561 and encodes 1186 amino acids. NCBI's taxonomy places the organism in Eukaryota, Evosea, Eumycetozoa, Acytosteliales, Cavenderiaceae. The transcript is spliced from 7 exons. The record is from RefSeq and is a predicted model, not a curated record.